AUGGCUGAUGCCAACGCUGAAUGCAAUAUCAAGGUGUUGUGUCGAUUUCGUCCACUGAACCAGUCCGAAAUUAUCCGCGGAGAUAAGUUCAUCCCAAUAUUUCAGGGAGAAGACACUGUCAUCCUCGGGGGGAAGUCGUAUGUGUUUGACCAGGUGUUUCCCACGAACACCACACAGGAGCAGGUCUACAAUACUUGUGCCAGACAGAUUGUCAAAGAUGUGCUGGGUGGAUACAAUGGUACUAUCUUUGCCUAUGGGCAGACUUCUUCGGGAAAGACACACACCAUGGAGGGGAACCUUCAUGAUCCCAAGGGAAUGGGAAUCAUACCCCGGAUUGCAGAGGACAUAUUUGAACAUAUAUUUGCCAUGGACGAGAACCUAGAAUUCCACAUAAAGGUCUCCUACUUUGAAAUCUACCUGGAUAAAAUCCGGGAUCUACUUGAUGUGACAAAAACCAACUUGUCAGUGCACGAAGACAAACACAGAGUUCCUUAUGUGAAGGGCUGCACUGAACGCUUCGUCACAAGUCCAGAGGAGGUGAUGGAUGUGAUAGAUGAAGGGAAGGCCAACCGUCACGUUGCUGUCACCAACAUGAAUGAGCACAGUUCCCGCAGUCACAGUAUCUUCCUGAUAAACAUCAAACAAGAAAACGUGGAGACAGAGCAGAAGCUGAUUGGGAAGCUAUACCUGGUCGACCUAGCUGGCAGUGAAAAGGUCAGUAAGACAGGCGCAGAGGGAGCGGUGCUGGAUGAGGCCAAGAACAUCAACAAGUCUCUGUCGGCUCUGGGGAACGUCAUUUCAGCUUUGGCUGAGGGAACGAAAUCCCAUGUGCCAUACCGGGACAGCAAAAUGACUCGCAUCCUGCAGGACUCGCUGGGCGGGAACUGUCGCACCACGAUGUUUAUCUGUUGCUCUCCCUCUAGCUACAACGAUGCAGAGACCAAAUCCACCUUGAUGUUUGGCCAACGAGCUAAGACGAUAAGAAACACUGUAACAGUGAACCUGGAGCUCACAGCAGAGCAGUGGAAGAAGAAGUACGAAAAAGAAAAGGAGAAGAACAGGUCAAUGAAGGAGACUAUUCAAAGACUCGAGGCUGAGCUGAACCGCCUGAGGAAUGGUGAGGAUGGUGAGGGGCAGCUGAGCGAAGAAUUGGAGGAUGUCCCUCUGGCACCUUCAGAAUCGGAGGAGCCAGUUCUUGAUAUAUGCAGCCCCUGCAGCCCCUGCAGCCCAUGCAGCCCCUGCUCCAUUGCCUCCUCCAUUGUGGUUCAUAUUUCUGAGGAAGAGCGGCAGAAGUAUGAGGAGGAGAUCCGCAAGCUGUACAAACAGCUGGAUGAUAAGGAUGAUGAGAUCAACCACCAGAGCCAGAUGGUGGAGAAGCUGAAGGAGCAGAUGCUCGACCAGGAGGAGCUACUAGCAUCAUCCAGGGGCGACAGUGAGAAGGUGCAGUCAGAGCUCGGCAGGCUACAAACAGAGAAUGAAUCUGCCAAGGCGGAGGUUAAGGAGGUCCUUCAGGCCCUGGAGGAGCUGGCCGUCAACUACGACCAGAAGAGCCUGGAGGUCGAGGAGAAGAGCAUGCAAAACAAGCUCUUGGCUGAAGAGCUUUCGAAGAAAAUGGCUCACCUCAUGGCGUUGGAGGUGGAGCUGUCCCGUAUCCAGGAAGUGAGCAGCCACCAAAGAAAACGUAUCGCUGAGAUCCUUAACGGGCUCAUGAGGGACCUGAGUGAGUUCAGUACCAUUGUUGGAAACAGGGACAUCAAGCUGCCCAUGGAGAUCACCGGUGCAAUCGAGGAAGAAUUCACAGUGGCUCGCCUCUAUAUCAGUAAAAUAAAGUCAGAGGUGAAGUCCAUGGUGAAGCGCUGCCGCCACCUGGAAAACCUUCAAAUGGAGUGUCACCGCAAGAUGGAGGAGACGGGCAGAGAGCUGUCCUCAUGCCAUCUCCUCAUCUCACAGCACGAGGCAAAGAUCCGCUCUCUCACGGAGUACAUGCAGAACGUGGAAUUAAAGAAGAGACAGCUGGAGGACAGCUAUGAUUCUCUGACUGAGGAACUGGCCAAACUCCAAGCUCAAGAGAGCAUGUCACAGGUGACCAGCGGGGAGAAUCGCACGUCUGUCCAGAACGCCUCUGAUAUAAAGAGGGCUCUGGAGCAGCAGAUGGAGUCGCACCGUGAGGCACACAGCAAACAGCUUUUUCGCCUCCGAGACGAGAUCAAUGAGAAACAGAAGAUCAUUGAUGAUUUGACUGAUUGUAACCAGAAGCAACAGCUGGAGUUGGAGCAACUGCACAGUGACUUUGAACGUCUCCGAAGCCAGGAGCAUCACAAGAGCCGGCAGCUGGAGGAACUGACAUUUCUUCAUGAACGACAUGAGCAGUCAAAGCAGGACCUCAAAGGGCUGGAAGAAACUGUUGCUCGUGAGCUCCACACCCUGCACAACCUCCGCAAGCUUUUUGUUCAAGACCUCACGACUCGAGUUAGGAAAAGUGCAGCGAUGGAGCCUGAUGAUACUGGAGGAUAUAUCACGCAGAAACAAAAGAUCUCCUUUCUUGAAAACAACCUAGAACAGCUUACAAAAGUUCACAAACAGCUGGUGCGUGACAAUGCAGAUCUUCGCUGUGAACUUCCAAAACUGGAGAAGCGUCUCCGGUCUACAGCUGAGCGAGUCAAGGCACUGGAGGGUGCGCUGAAGGAGGCCAAGGAAGGAGCCAUGAAGGACCGCCGCCGCUACCAGCAGGAGGUGGAACGAAUCAAAGAUGUAAUGAGGGCUCGCACUCCCUUCCGCCGGCCUCACGCCGCACAGAUAGCCAAGCCAGUGCGUCCUGGCCACUACCCAGCCUGCUGUCCCACCAACCCCUUCUUCAUCCGAGGCUACAGCGAUCACCCGGUUGCCUUUUGCAACACAGUUUUCCACAACAGCAACAACCAACCAGCAGCUGCCCCAUCAGCUCCCCAAACACCAGAGGGUGAGCCCAUGUUACCCGAGGACAACUCCAACCCCACCAGCCCCGUCAAGCACAUCGACUCUCACAACAAUGACACGCACGACAACGAUGUUCAGAACACCACGUUUCCAGCUGAACCUGCAAUACAAGCCGACAGCAACACUUCAGAGAUGCUCGACUCAGAAAACGGAAACACCACAGAUAUCAAUGACAACAGAACUGAUGUCUGUGACAAUCAGGACCCAUCCAAACUCUACAGCCUGCAGCCCGAGGAAUCGGCCAGCUAAUAGUCCUGAGCAGGUAAGAAAAGUGGAGAAACUCCUUGUUUUUGAUGUUUUUGCUAAACAACAUAGUUAUAUGAAUCACAGAUCAGCAAUCAGCAAAGUGUCACUGAAGCGAAGUAAUAAUUGGUCAAUAUUUAAAUUUAAUGAAACACCUUAAAAAUGGUAUUAUACUCUGUAAAAUAGUUAUGUUCUCAUCAUUUGCUGCUAUUCUGUUUGUAGUCCCUGUGUGGAUGUAAGAGUUGAAAAAUAUAUUCUUUAUACUGUAUAACAGUG
Messenger RNA from Stegastes partitus (bicolor damselfish), 3495 nucleotides. RefSeq names its product kinesin family member 5A, b (gene kif5ab). Bases 1 to 3225 code for a protein of 1074 amino acids. Gene Ontology annotation, molecular function: ATP binding; microtubule motor activity; microtubule binding. The record is from RefSeq and is a predicted model, not a curated record. The transcript has 28 exons. Gene Ontology annotation, biological process: microtubule-based movement. NCBI's taxonomy places the organism in Eukaryota, Metazoa, Chordata, Actinopteri, Pomacentridae.